Messenger RNA from Erinaceus europaeus (western European hedgehog), 324 nucleotides. RefSeq names its product small ribosomal subunit protein eS27-like. The record is from RefSeq and is a predicted model, not a curated record. Lineage: Eukaryota; Metazoa; Chordata; Mammalia; Eulipotyphla; Erinaceidae. Gene Ontology annotation, molecular function: structural constituent of ribosome; RNA binding. Bases 16 to 267 code for a protein of 83 amino acids. The transcript has a single exon. Gene Ontology annotation, biological process: ribosomal small subunit assembly; translation. Gene Ontology annotation, cellular component: ribosome; cytosolic small ribosomal subunit.
CCUCCCCACGAGAACAUGCCUCUGGCGAAGGACCUCCUCCAUCCCUCUCCCAAAGAGGAGAAGCAGAAGCACAAGAAGCGCCUGGUGCAGAGCCCCAACUCUUACUUCAUGGAUGUCAAAUGCCCAGGAUGCUAUAAGAUCACCACUGUCUUUAGCCAUGCACAAACAGUAGUUUUAUGUGUUGGCUGUUCCACUGUCCUCUGCCAGCCUACAGGAGGAAAAGCAAGGCUUACAGAAGGAUGCUCCUUCAGACGGAAGCAGCACUGAAAGCACCCUGAACCAAGAUCAGUGGGAAAUCAUCCCAAUAAAAACACAUUUUGGAUA